AUGGCAACCAAAGAAGUUAGCAAUUGUGAUGAUAAGGAUGGUAGCCUGCCAGGUGAUGGAGGAUUGACAGUGAAGCAAUUAUCCUCAUCCUUGAACCAGUCUACCCUGACCAAAUGGCAAGCAGCGGCCGUUCUCCAAUCAUUGUCGCAGCGAGAAGCUAUCCCAAACAACCAAUCCGGCUCAGAACCACUAUCUGAGGCUCAAGAGAAAAUGGAGAGGCCUUCCUCUAGGGAAAAGGCUUCUCCAGUGAAAUCCCUGCCCGCAAAACAACUUCAAUCUUGUGAAAGUCCCAUCAUUCCCAAUAAGUCACACAAACACCCUCUCCUACAGUCCAAGCAACAGCCUGAAAUCCCUUUCCGCCAGCAGCCACAGCCAAAUGUCUUCACCCCCAACUAUGAUGAUGGAACUCACCACAUCUGGGCCGGUGCCAAAAAACAUACCGCCUAUGACUUUGACUCGCCCGUGGCCUCAAUGUCAGUGCUAAACACCAAUAACCCUACUCACUUGAAUCAUGGACAAUGGCAAGCACUCAUAGCCUUGCAUAUGACCCUCCUCCAUGAACAUCAUGAUUUCUUCCUUGCAUCACAGCACCCCUCUGCAAGCCCUGGCCUUCAGAAAUUGGCCAGUCAUUAUUCAAUGCCUGCCCGGAUGUGGCAGCAUGGAAUCCACUUGUUCCUGGAACUUUUGCGCCAUACACUCCCUGAGGCAUUAGAUCAUAUGCUGACCUUUGUAUUGACUGCAUAUUCCAUGAUGACCCUGUUGCUUGAGAGUGUACCCAGCUUUGAAAACACCUGGAUUGAAUGCUUGGGGGAUUUGGCCCAGUACAGGAUGGCUGUGGAAGAGUCUGACUUUUGUGACAGGGAGAUGUGGACUGAUGUGGCAAGAUACUGGUACAACAAAGCUGCAGACAAGUCUCCCCAGGCUGGGAGAAUUCAGCAUCAUCUUGCUGUCCUUGCCAGGCCCAAUAUUCUUCAGCAGCUGUUCUUCUACUCCAAAUCCCUGGUUUGUGUUCAGCCAUUCCCUAAUACUAAAGAAUCCAUUAUGCUGCUUUUCAACUCCCUCUUGGACCAGAAGGAGUUAGCCCUAGCUCACUGUUCCCCUACAAUGUUACCUUUUGUGAAAGCUCAUGGAACUCUUUUCACCAAACAGUCAAUACUCGCCUUCCUUGAGUAUGGACUUGAGUACAUGUCAUACCUGAAGACCCAAGUUGAUCACAUCAGAUCCAAAUGGAGAGAACAGGAAGUCUACAUUGCCUCUGCAAAUUUUGCCUGUCUUCUUGAGUAUGAUGCUAGCUCACAUCUCAGCAAACUGUUCCAGAAGGCCAUUGAGUCCCCUGUCAGUAUCUCUCAUGUCAAAGCUUCCUAUCAGUCUCUUGCCCCUUGCCAGCUGUAUUUGCGCCCUGUUUCUGAUGUUUCCUUUCAAACCUCUGCUGAAAUUAUUUCCUAUACCUCCUGUUUUACCUUCCAUAUUCUCUCUCGCGUUCUGAAACAUAUUGGUGAUAAAAAUGUUUUACCUCAUGUACAUGUGUCUUUGGCCUUUCUUUGAUCUGUCUCAUUGGUUCCAGAAGCCAUGUCCUACAUCCAGUCUGAAGUGCCAUGGGAGAGUUUGGUCACUUUCCUAAACACACUAAACAGACAGGUCCUGAAUGAAUCUCAGCUGAAAAAUGAACAUUUUCCUAUGCCAGAAAGUGGCACAAAGCACCAUUUGCCUGAAGAUUUUUCAAUGCAUGGAUUGGUGUGGAGUCAAUUGUACUACCCUGCUGAUUUCUUUAACUACCCCUUUCUUGAAGAUGAGAAGGGAAGGUCUUUGGAACUCCCUAGUGUCACAGUGUCUUGGUUGGAAUGAUGUCUUUGGCUGGGACACCGCCUUGCAUCUCUGGACCUCUGGAUUUCAUUUAAUGAGAAGCCGAAGAAAUUUGUCGUCACAGACUAUGGCAAGCAAAUUGAGGGCAAGGCUAGAAGGGUAACCCUCUUUAAUGAUGCAGCAUGCUUCUUUGAGGAAAGAGACUAUGUCAAGACAUCAUCAGAAGAUGAGCAUGAUUUACAGAUGGCAGACACUCAACCUGUACAGGCUGUUGAUACUCAGUCAAAAUGAUGUGGAAGCAGCAAAGUGAGCUGCUUUUUUCUGAAUCUUGAUGAAAAAUUGGGGAAGGCCAUUUUUAAUU
Coccidioides immitis RS is the source of this 2164-nucleotide messenger RNA. RefSeq lists its product as uncharacterized. Lineage: Eukaryota; Fungi; Ascomycota; Eurotiomycetes; Onygenales; Onygenaceae. Gene Ontology annotation, cellular component: telomerase holoenzyme complex. The transcript is spliced from 4 exons. Bases 1 to 1545 code for a protein of 514 amino acids. The record is from RefSeq and is a predicted model, not a curated record. Gene Ontology annotation, biological process: nuclear-transcribed mRNA catabolic process, nonsense-mediated decay. Gene Ontology annotation, molecular function: telomerase RNA binding; protein binding; telomeric repeat DNA binding.